GCCGCAGCCGGGCGCCGGGACCCGCGCGGCCCCUCCUCCUGGGGGGGCCCCACCCCUCCGCGGUCCUCCUUCGCUUCCCUCUACCUCCUUCUCCUCUCCUCCCCCCUCUCCCCCCUCCCCCCUCCUCCCGGGCCCCUGGAAGAGGCAGGGCUGGAGCCCUGAGCAGCCGCCGCUCCUCCUCCCCGCAGGCCGGCGGAUGAGUCAGCUGACGGCGGCGCCCCAGCCUCUCCUCGCCGCGCCGCGCGCUCCGCGCUCCCCCGAAGUGGCUGCGAGCCGGCCGCCCACUUUCAGGGUUUGGGGGACAGACAGAGUGGUGUGCGCCUUCUAGAGCCGCGCCGAGCCGCCGCCGGAGCCGCUUCGCCGUGUCAACUUUCUCCCCCCACGUCUGCUCCCGACCCGGCCCUGAACCCGCCCCAGAGCCGCUUUGGGCGCGGGCGCCUGGGCGAGGGGGGUCGCCGGCCGUCCAGGAUGGCUUCCAAUUUUAAUGACAUAGUGAAGCAAGGGUACGUGCGGAUCCGGAGCAGACGCCUGGGGAUAUAUCAGCGAUGCUGGCUAGUAUUCAAGAAAGCUUCAAGCAAAGGUCCGAAAAGACUGGAGAAAUUUUCUGAUGAACGUGCUGCAUAUUUUAGGUGUUAUCAUAAGGUUACAGAGCUCAACAACGUGAAGAAUGUAGCUCGGUUGCCCAAGAGCACCAAGAAACACGCCAUAGGGAUUUAUUUCAAUGAUGAUACCUCCAAGACCUUCGCUUGUGAAUCAGAUCUGGAGGCCGAUGAAUGGUGCAAAGUCCUCCAGAUGGAGUGUGUGGGCACGCGGAUCAAUGACAUCAGCCUCGGAGAGCCUGACUUGCUGGCUACUGGGGUUGAGAGAGAACAGAGUGAGAGAUUCAAUGUGUAUUUGACGCCGUCCCCUAACUUAGAUGUUCAUGGCGAAUGUGCCUUGCAGAUUACAUAUGAGCACAUCUGUCUUUGGGACGUCCAGAAUCCCAGAGUCAAACUCAUCUCUUGGCCGCUAAGUGCCCUGCGACGGUACGGGCGAGAUGCUGCUUGGUUCACUUUUGAGGCAGGGAGGAUGUGUGAAACUGGGGAAGGGCUGUUUAUCUUUCAAACGCGAGAUGGGGAAGCCAUCUACCAGAAGGUCCACUCCGCUGCCCUGGCGAUAGCGGAGCAGCACGAGCGCUUGCUCCAGAGCGUGAAAAAUUCAAUGCUCCAGAUGAAGAUGAGCGAGCGGGCCGCCUCCCUGAGCACCAUGGUGCCCUUGCCCCGCAGCGCCUACUGGCAGCACAUCACGCGGCAGCACAGCGCCGGGCAGCUCUGCCGCCUGCCAGAUGUCUCCAGCCCUCUGAAGCUUCAUCGGACAGAGACUUUCCCUGCCUACCGAUCCGAGCACUGACGGAUGCUUCGGAGCAUGGAGAAUCGUUGUGUGACACACCUGUGAUGUGUUGGCCGCUGCAGAUCCACCGGGAGGCCACAGGAUGACGGCGAGGGGAGCCAUGAAGGGAAGAGGCUGGGAGUCCUGGCGAAUUGGGUGGUCACUGGGAAACUGCAAUGCAAUAUUUGUCUCUUUCUUUAAAAAAAAAAAACAACAAAGAAAUCUUAGCGUGAUUGAAACAUGCUCUGUAGAUAUCGACUUUUUGUUCCCUCUUUUACAGCUGGACAGAAAGGAGUCAAUGCCACAGAAUGAUUUUCUAUUGUAGAUACCGUGUCCCCUGCACUUCUCUGAAUCUGUUCUUUUGUGGAUUCUUGUGAUUUUUCCUUCUGAGUGUUUCAAUUGUAUGACAGUCGGUACUGAUAAUAAAAUGGCUCUUCAUUAUUUGUUAUCCAUU
Molecule: messenger RNA, 1822 nt
Organism: Lutra lutra (Eurasian river otter)
Lineage: Eukaryota; Metazoa; Chordata; Mammalia; Carnivora; Mustelidae
Gene: DOK5
Product: docking protein 5
Exons: 8
Coding region: 469-1389 (306 amino acids)
Biological process (GO): positive regulation of MAPK cascade; cell surface receptor protein tyrosine kinase signaling pathway
Cellular component (GO): cytoplasm
Source: RefSeq, a predicted model, not a curated record